Molecule: messenger RNA, 1076 nt
Organism: Seriola dumerili (greater amberjack)
Lineage: Eukaryota; Metazoa; Chordata; Actinopteri; Carangiformes; Carangidae
Gene: tifa
Product: TRAF interacting protein with forkhead associated domain
Exons: 2
Coding region: 187-774 (195 amino acids)
Biological process (GO): canonical NF-kappaB signal transduction
Molecular function (GO): protein binding
Source: RefSeq, a predicted model, not a curated record
CUUGCAGUCUUCCUGUUUUCAUCGUCAGCAGCAACACCGUUAGUUUGAGAACUUACAAUUGGUAUCAUUUGAUUCUGUUGAUGGAUUAAAAGCAUCUGUAUCUGCAAAUUAUAAACAUCAACAUACAGAGCCUUUCUUCACAGAGGGUGUACCCGUUACUGAUAUCAUCAGGAAUAUUUUUUCACAAUGAGUGUGUCUCAAACAAUGGAGACAGAGGAGGAUCUCCUGACUUGUCUCCAGAUCAAGCUUUACCACCCUCAGCAGAAUAGCAAGGGUCUUUAUGGAUUGCUUCCCCUGGGGAAGAGGAGCAGACACUCAGCAGAUGACCCUCUGAGGCUGGGCCGUGACAGCCAGACCUGCACCUACGCCCUGCUCGACCCUCGGGUGUCCCGAAAACAGCUGGCCCUCCACGCCUACCGCACACCCCAGGGCCCAGACAUGCUGUUCACCGUCCAGAACCUGAGCCAGAGGGGACGACUGUCUGUGAACAGCUCAGCUCUGGGCUACCUGGAGAGGAUGGAUCUCCCUAACAAGGCCCUGAUCCGGUUCGGAGAGUAUGAAAUCCUGAUCAUCCGUGAGUCCGGCGAGGCCAAGGGGAGCUUUGAGGUGGAGUUUGAGAUGCUAGCUGUGCCUCCGUCAAGGGAGACAGGCAUGUGUGUGCCUACUAUGACACCUGUCACGGACACAGGCGCAUGUGUGAUGAAUGGUCUCCCAUCUGAGCUCAUAGCACUUGGUCCCCUGGAGACUGACGAGACCCUCAUGUGUCAGUCAUAACCAACUAGCGCCUCUCUGUGAAAUGUUGUGACCUACUUUUAUACUUUUUUUUUAUUGACUUGCAAUUGAAGGCAACGCAAAAUGCCCCAUAGUUGUUACAUUAAAGUUCAUACAGGCUUAGAUAAAAUCCCUGUUUAUAAUGUGAAAUCAUCAUUGUUUUGUAUCCUAUAUCUAUUACUUUCAUGUCUAUAUUAUUAAAAAAAAAGCUGUGACCUUAAUAACCCUUACUUUGUAAGUGCAAAUGCUAUGAGGUCUUAAAUGUAUUGCUUUCUACAUUUUCAUCUCACACAUUAAAUUGUUUU